Lachancea sp. 'fantastica' is the source of this 2163-nucleotide messenger RNA. The record is from the annotation of a GenBank genome assembly. Lineage: Eukaryota; Fungi; Ascomycota; Saccharomycetes; Saccharomycetales; Saccharomycetaceae.
AUGUAUAAACCAUCUCACCGACCAACAACACAGCCCUCUGAUCCCUCCUUUCAACAGUUCAAGAUGUCUGAACAGAAUCAGGAUCAGUCGCAGAAUCAGCAACAAAACCAUUAUAAUCAGUACUACCAGAACAUGAGCCAACAGUCUGGGUACCAGCCUCAAAACAACGAGUAUUCGCAAUACUACCAGAACUAUGAUCCUAACGCCCAAUCGAACCAGGGAUACAACCAGGGAUACAACCAAUAUAACCAGGGCUACCAGGGUUACAACCAGGGCUACCAGGGCUACCAGUCAUACAACCAGGGCUACCAGAACAACAGCUUCAACAGUCAAGGCGGUCGUGGUGGGUUUAAGAACAACCGUGGUGGCUACAAAAACUACAACAACCAAGGUUUCAAUACUCAGGCUCAGUCCUUCCAGGCGUACGACCAGCAAUCCGGGUCUCAGGGCAUGACUUUGCAGGAUUUCCAGAACAAAAAGACGCCGGGAACUGACUCUUCAGCGCCUGCUGCAGCAACAGCUCCAAAGCCUAAAAAGACUUUGAAACUGGCAUCUGGAUCGGGCAUCAAGCUGGUGGGUGCCACCAAAAAACCAGAGGUGAUGAAAAAGGAGGAACCAACAAAAGAAGAAGAUCCUAAAGAUGAAGCAGCGCCCGAAGAAACCAAGGCGGACGGAACUCCACAGACCGACGAUAAGCCAACUGAAGACUCUCUGCCUAAAAUCGACAAACUAAAGAUUGGCGAGGAAAAGCCUGUAAAGAAGGCAGCUGAUACUACAGCAGCAGCAGCGGCAGCCGCAGCUAACUCAGCCGAGGCACUCAUCAAGGAACAAGAAGACGAAGUGGAUGAAGAAAUCGUAAAUGACAUGUUCGGAGGUAAAGACCAUAUGUCUAUCAUUUUCAUGGGCCAUGUCGACGCAGGUAAGUCCACCAUGGGCGGUAAUCUGCUGUUCUUGACUGGCUCCGUUGACAAGAGAACAGUUGAAAAAUACGAAAGAGAAGCCAAGGAUGCCGGUAGACAAGGGUGGUAUUUGUCCUGGGUCAUGGACACCAACAAGGAAGAAAGAAGCGACGGUAAGACCAUCGAGGUCGGAAGAGCAUAUUUCGAGACCGAAAAGAGACGUUACACCAUUCUAGAUGCUCCUGGUCACAAAAUGUACGUUUCUGAAAUGAUUGGUGGUGCUUCUCAGGCAGAUGUUGGUAUUCUUGUCAUUUCCGCUAGAAAAGGUGAAUACGAAACAGGUUUCGAAAAGGGUGGUCAAACAAGAGAGCACGCCUUGUUGGCUAAGACUCAGGGUGUCAACAAGAUGAUUGUUGUUGUUAACAAGAUGGACGACCCAACUGUCGGCUGGGAAAAGGAACGUUACGACCUUUGUGUCAAGAAUAUUUCUGUAUUUUUGAAAGCCAUUGGAUACAACAUCAAGCAAGAGGUUAUUUUCAUGCCAGUUUCUGGUUACACCGGUGCAGGCUUGAAGGCCCGCGUGGAUCCAAAGGAUUGCCCAUGGUACGAUGGACCUUCUCUACUUGAGUAUCUGGAUGGCAUGUCCCAUGUGGACCGCCGUGUGAACUCUCCAUUCAUGUUGCCUAUAGCAUCUAAGAUGAGGGAUCUAGGUACCAUUGUUGAAGGUAAGAUUGAAUCCGGUCAUAUCAAGAAGAACGGCAGCACGCUACUGAUGCCCAACAGAACUCCUGUUGAAAUCGUCAACAUUUACAAUGAAACAGAAGCUGAAGUUGACAUGGCUGUAUGCGGUGAACAGGUCAGACUAAAGCUCAAGGGUGUUGAAGAAGAGGACAUCUCCCCAGGUUUCGUCCUAACAUCUCCCAAGAACCCCGUCAAGAACGGUACCAAGUUCGUGGCACAGAUCGCCAUAGUCGAGUUGAAAUCGAUCAUUUCUGCCGGUUUCUCAUGUGUCAUGCACAUCCACACUGCUAUUGAAGAAGUCACCAUCACUAAACUACUGCACAAACUAGAAAAGGGCUCUAAUCGUAAGUCCAAGAAGCCACCUGCUUUUGCCAAGAAGGGUAUGAAGAUCAUCGCUGUUUUGGAGACCGAAGAACCAGUUUGCGUGGAAACCUACCAGGACUAUCCACAAUUGGGUCGUUUCACGCUGAGAGAUCAAGGUACUACCAUCGCUAUUGGUAAGAUCGUAAAACUAGCGGAGUAA